Molecule: messenger RNA, 5532 nt
Organism: Tremella mesenterica DSM 1558
Lineage: Eukaryota; Fungi; Basidiomycota; Tremellomycetes; Tremellales; Tremellaceae
Exons: 8
Coding region: 1-5532 (1843 amino acids)
Biological process (GO): regulation of ARF protein signal transduction
Molecular function (GO): guanyl-nucleotide exchange factor activity
Source: RefSeq, a predicted model, not a curated record
AUGACCCUAUCUCCUCCUAUCCAACCUUCCCGUCCUUCAACUUCAUCCCAACGAUCUCGUCAAGAUCUCGAAGCGACCUUUGAAGCUGCUUUAUUAUCACCUAGCACCACAUAUCUAUCAGUAUCUCCAGUCUUACCUGAAGAAACUACCUUGAAUCAGGAAUUAGCAUUACCACCUAAUCAUCCUUUUGCUCGAACGAGUCAAUCAAAACAACAACAUCCUACUUUCCAACAUCAAAAUCGAGAUGAACGUUCCGGAAUCCCUGGUUCUAUCCCCGGUACAUCGAAACAUCGUGGUACGGGUAUAUUAGAAAGUGGUCGGGAAGGGGUUAAUGAGAAUCAUAAUGUUUUCGCUUCUACUUCUGGUAAACCCGGUAAUCAUGGGAUGGAAGGAAGAGUGAAAUCUGGAAGAGGAAGUGAAGAUUUACCUAGAGAAACAGGUUUGAAAGCAUGGGGGAAAGGUCUUACUUUAGGUAAAAGAAAUAACAGAAGACCGAGUACAAAUCAACAACGUAUCAUUCCAUUUGAUUUAGAAGACGAUUAUGAUCGACCACAAACUAUUGAGAAAAGAAGUUUUGAUGAUGAUUUACUUUUAUCAUCGGAUGAUUUGGAACAUUCUAGGAAACACGGAUUGAUCCUUCCUCCGGGAGCUUUAGCACCUUCUGUUUUCGCACCUGGGAUAGGAAAAGAUGGAGAGGUCUAUCCUUCUGUCCCUUUCCCUUCGAACAACGUUCAGGAUCUUAGUCCGAAAGAUAGAGUGAAAGAGGAGACACCGUUAGAUUCUGGGAAAUCAGCUUUUGAAGGGAAUGAUGAAGGAGAAGAACGCAUGGAUGAUGGGAAGAUCAAGGAGGAUGACAGAAGAGGAGGUGGAGGGGAAUCAGGAGAGUCAAAAGAGAAAAGAAGGAGUGAUAUCCAUGAUUUGUCAAAUGGAAGAGAAACCAGUCAAGUUGGUCUAGAUGGAGAGGAAAGAGUAAACUCAAGAGAUGCUCAGAGGAUUGAAAAAAGAGAUAGCAAGAUGGGACAAAAUCAAGUUCAAGGUUUAGGUUUCGGAGUGGAAAAUGAUUCUGGUCGAUAUGGGACUCUAUCGACCAACAGCACUAUAACAAACAAUUUAAGUGCUUCGGUUUCUUUAUCGACAAAUAGUAGCAUGACAAAUGGUUUGAAUACUUCCAUCCCUUCGUCGACGAACACUACUAUCACAAAUAAUUUAAGUGCUUCAGUUCGAGGAGGUAGAAGAGGAAGUACAAUGACUACGAACACCAUUGGGACAGUAGGAAGUACAGGUACGAUUGGGACUGUGGGAACUGGUAGUGAUGGAACACCUAGUAAAUUGGUCAGGAAACAAAAACAGGCUAUAGGUCUGGAUGGUAUCAAAUCCCUCCUAGGCCCCCGCAGAUCGGAGGAGAGCUCCCAAUAUGCUCAUCCUUUAGCCGAAAUAAAAGCCCAAAACCCUAAACCGCCAAAAAAGAAAUCCAUCUUUCGUUCCCCCGGUACUGCCUCCUCACCCGAUCUAGCCACAUUAGUCCGUCGAGCAAAAGAACCGAAAUCUAACACUGACACUUCUCCAUCUUCCCAACAGACUACUCCGUCCAACGUCAAAACAGGAGCUGGACCAUCUCGACCUACCGGACAUGUGACGGAAAUGAGGAGUCCAGGGAGGGAAAGGACUGUAUCGCAUGGAGAGGGGUUGCAUGGGGAUCAUUGGGACAGAGGAUCGAAUGUUGAUGUGAGAAGUAUGAACAGUGGGGUUUCUACGAUUACUGGAAGAAGGAGUAGGGAAGGUUCUACGGAUGAUGCUUUCAAGAGUAUGCGAUCGAAAGCUAAAGGUGUCUUCGGACGUAUGUUCGGAACUACCCAACCUACUCCUAAUCCGCAUUCCUACUCUCAUUCCUCUCCCUCACAUCCUCCCGUCCCUCCUAUCCCACCUGGACUUGUCCCUCAUCCAAAGACUCCUCAACAUAGCCCACCUGAUCACAACGCUAUCUCCCCUACAUCCAAAUCUUCCCUGUCCAGUAAGGGAACACCUGAGAAACGUCGCUUCUCACCUAAUAACAACAUGAGCCAUGACAAACCUCUCCCACCACUUCAACACCAAUCAUCUUCUCCUGUCCCUUCCAAAGCUUCCAUCUCCAACACUCCCACUUUGACAGAGUCCAACACCAUGCGACGAAUAUCAGAAAUCAGAAAAUCAGGUCAUAUCCGUCAACCAGCAGAUACCAUAUUUGAAGGUCAAGAACAAAUACGAUCUCCCAUUUCAAAUCCUUCCAACACAAAUUCUCCAGGACCAGCGACGAUGGACAGUUUCACUCGUACCGUCGAUGGAAUGUUUGAUCUCAUUGGGCAAUCUGACGUAGCUCGAGAACUUGGUCUUCCACCUGAAAGUGUGAGAUCGAAAAGUAAAUCCAGAAAUCCAGACAAGACUCGUUCCCUAGAUUUAGAAGUGCCAAAGGAUAUACAUGGGAAGAUUUUGAGUGACUUAGGAAGAUCAAAUUCUCAUGAGAAUAGAAAGAGGUUGUUUACUGAAAAUAAAGGAGAAAGAGGACAAAAUUCUCCGGUACCGGGAUUCCGUACGACUUCCCUUCCAAACACUUCCCCUUCUCUUCCUCCUUCGCCAAAAACGAAAGUCGAUUCUGGUAUCCGUCCAAAAGCCUCUUCAGACCCUCCAGAGGAAAUUAUACAAUCAAAACCUGUCACACCUAUAUUAGUCACUCCCAACGAUUUUGGACCUUUGUUGAUAGAUAAAGAUGCGACCAUAAAGGCUAAACCGGAAACACCACUAUCACCAGGGACAGUCAAGUUGGUAACACAAAGAGAAGAACUCGGUAAAUUAGGUAUUGACACCUCGGCUGGAAAUGAUACAACAGAUACCGGACGGCCCGGUCCAUCCGCUUUUGGAGGCUCGAGUGUCUGGCGACAGCAAAGUCAAGGACAUGGGAAAGUUGGAUCGGAUACGGUGAAGGAGGAAGAGGACGAGACGGUGACUACUCCCACAAACACCAUGAAGGAGGAUGAUGAGGAGAAAGGAAGAAGGUUAGCUUGUGAAUUUUUGGAAGAUGAUUUCAGUCAUAUAAGUCAAGAGAGGGUAGCAGAGUUUUUAGGAGGACCACGUCCGGUCAAUCAAAUUGCUUUACGAUACUACAUGCAGUACUUUAAUAUGAAAGGUCUCAAUCUUGUCGACGCUUUCCGCGACCUAUGCAAGAGACUUCACCUCAAAGCCGAAUCACAAGAAAUUGAUCGUAUCAUCGAAGCUUUCUCCGCUCGUUACUAUCAUUGCAAUCCCACCACCGUCUUCGGUUCUCCUGGUAUCGUACAUACAGUCACAGGUGCGAUGCUCAUGCUCAAUACCGACCUACAUAUAGCGGAUUUAUCAAAACAUAUGUCAAGAUCAGAUUUCAUUCGUAAUGCUCUCAGAGCCAUACAAGAAUCUCGACCUUCAACAGAAGGUUCUUCAACUCCAGAAUUAAUAAGAGAUGAUUCAAGUAGUCUUCGUCCUUACCCAUCCACCACAUCAGUCGGACAAACUUCUAGUGUUCGUACUAAACCUCUCAACAGGUCAGAAGCUCCACAAACACAAAGAAGCGCUUCAGCACCUAUAGUAAAUGUUCCUCAUCUAGAACCUGCUUUCGCUUCUCAACUUCAUCUCGAUCCAAGAAUCAAAGAUUCAUCUACUACCAUUUCUAGUUUUUCUUAUUCGAAAGCAUGGGAAUCAGAAGCUGAAAAUGCUUUGAAAGAAAUUUAUUCGUCAGUCAGAACGGAUAGGAUUUUAUUACCUACUGGAAGUAAUUUGAGUGUAGGGGAUAAUAGAAAGAAUAAUAGACAAAGUAUUUUAAGUAUUGCGAGUAGUACUUCUCCGUAUGAAACGGGAAGGAAUAAAACUUUGAGAAGUCCGAGUCAAAGAGGUAGGAAUAUUAAUUUUAAAAGAGGUAGUGUUAUGGGAGGAUUAGGGACAAGUCCUUAUGUUUCAACUUAUUCUUCUGAUGGUAGAUUGAGUCCGACACCUAGUUAUUCAACUUCUAUCCAUGAGACCCAAUAUUCGUCUUUCACCCCCACCAUAGGCUUCGCUAGUAACCUCUCCCACACUGUCAUACGCGAAACCAAAGAAACAGACUCUGAAGCUCAUUCCAUCGCAUCGCAAAUAUCUCAGAGUAGCGUGAGUGAAAUGAACGAUGAUGAACUCGCACUUCUCGGUGCACCAUGGGCCAAGGAGGGAUUGUUGAGUAGAAGGUUAUAUAUCGAAGCAGGAGGUAAAAAAGCGAGUAAGAAGGAAUGGAAACAGUUUUUCGUGGUGGUUUCAUUAGGGGAAUUGUAUAUGUUCACUUUUGGAGAAGGGAGUAAAGGAGGGAGUGGGUUCGCUGGGGGAUCAGUCGGUGGGGGAAAUUGGAUGAACAACGCCAACGCCAUCGGUCAAAUCUCCCUCAUGCACACAAUGUCCUUACCCCUUCCUCAUUCCGGUUAUUCAGCUUCUCGUCCACAUUGUUUCUCCCUCUCACAACCGAACGGCGAAAUCAAUUUCUUUCAAGCAGGUACCGCAGAUCUAGUAACCGAAUGGACUGCAACAUGUAAUUAUUGGGCGGCAAGAAGAUCUCGUCAACCUUUACAAGGUGGAGUAUCUAAUAUGGAAUACGGUUGGAGUAGAGCUAUAGCGGAAUUGGAAGGUGGUGAUGGUCGUCUGAAUACUAACAGAGAUGAAGAUGAUCGUGCUAGUGUCAAAUCUAGGAGUAGUUCAAUGUUUGGUAGUCAUUCACAAAGACGUAAAGUUAGUGGAGAGAAGAAUAUACAUAUAAACGAUUGGAAACCUCCACCAGCGGCUACUAUGCCAAGUCCUUUAGAUGAGGAAUCUCAGUUGGAAACUUUACAAACGUAUGUACGUAGUUUGACAGAGGAGAUUGAGAGACAUAGAGCUUUGCAAGAUGGUGUGAAUAGAAGUCUCCUCCAGUUCAUGCCAAAUUCUCGAAACGCCCAAAAAGCAAAAGACAACUUCAGAGCGAAAAACCUUUUCCUUCAUAGUGAAAUAUACAAAUAUCAACAAUAUGUCGAAUCUCUACGUAAAGCCAUCAUCCUUCGUGUGCAAAAACAAGGGGAGAAGAAACUGGAAAAAUCUUUGACGAGAUCUUCAAACCUUUUACAGGAUCCAAUAGAAUUACGUCCAUCUUCUAAUACCAACUCCAAUCUUGAACUUGAACCUAAUCCUAAUUCUAAUCCUAAUCCCAGUCCAAAUACCAAUGUCGACUCAAAGUCAAAGUUUGAUCCAGGAGAUAUCACGAUAGGUCAUUUGAAUGUGGAUGGGCCUUCCACACCCGCACGCAGAGAAGGGGAAGAGUAUGGGAAUUCGGACAGAUCAGGUGGAUCGAGUGGGACUGAAAAGACGAAUGGAUCAGGUGGGACGGAUGGGACGGAAGGUGCAAGUGUGAAACGACCUUCUGGAUUGAAUGUAGGGGUUGUAAGUGGGGAUGAAGCGGCAGAAAGGGUAGAGAGGGUGGAAGAGAUGGUAGAAGGAAGGAUUACACCUAAUGCUUUGACGAGUCUCACUUAG